GAGAUCAACCAGCGGCAGUACUCUGAGACGAACCUCGCCCUCAAAGAGUGUGCCAUGUUGCUUGGUAGGGGCGGUGGGUCGCCCUAUGCGGCGGACGCUCGCGUCGACCGGCCCUCGAAGACGCCCUGGCUGGGCGGCUGGAGCAGCGUGCUGUUCGAUCUGGGCCGCGUCCAGGGCGCAGCCUAUAGGCCCGACUUCGCGAUUGAGUUCGGGAAAGACUUGCCCGCGAUACUGGGCCUGGACAGCAUGCACCAGAAGCGUGCGAUCGCUGGUCUCGAGACUGGACAGGAGAGGCGCGUCUUUCCUGGACAGGGGACUGUCGACCUUGAGCUGCCUGCUGGUGCCCAGGAGAGCCUGGCCCUGAUCGGCGUCUUCGUUGCCAAGGCGAACAAUCUUGACCUGGACCUCGGGGAGCUUGGGUCGCGGCAGGCGCUUCGGACGCGUGUAGGCAGAGAGCUGGGCCGACUUGCGACCCCGAUGUUUGGCCACCGCAAGACAGCGUCCAUGUUCUUUGCGCCCGCUGACCUGAAGUCUGCUGAUCAG
Molecule: messenger RNA, 543 nt
Organism: Prorocentrum cordatum
Lineage: Eukaryota; Dinophyceae; Prorocentrales; Prorocentraceae
Source: the annotation of a GenBank genome assembly